CUGGCAGUAGUAUAUCAACUAUCAGGGAGCCGUCGUUGCAAACUCGCGAUGCCUGUGCGUCUAAUAUCACUGCAGCCGCCCGCGGUUAUAUUGAGCACAGCAUACGCGCUGUACAGAGCUACUUGUAUUUAUGUAUAAAAGGAGCGUACACGCAACGUAUAUUUGGUAGUUUUUGGCCGCGCAGGACAGCGGCGGCGCUUAGUCACUAAUAAGUAAAUAUUUAAUUCGCCUCUCUCGUCGGAUCGCGACGAGUGACUCGACGACGACUGCCUGUGUGUUGCCCACUGGGCACUGGCUACUGCGGGACCGUGAUUGGCACAGACUGGCCAGCUACGCAUGCGUCACAAACGAGAGUUCAAAACGCAGCUCGCAGUCAGGGUCCAAUUUGAAUUCUUGCACGGUCGCUUUUUCUUCCGUCAUCUUGGCAGCUAAGUAUAUAAAGGCGAUUUUAUACUUUACUGAAAAUUACUUGAUAUUCAUGCGAUCCGGCUACCAAAGCUGUACCAAAGCCUCGUUGUUUUCAGAAUAUAUAUGUUGUACAUAACUACUACAGCGUUGCGCACAACAUACGCCAGACGCGCUGAAGGUACAACUGUGAUACUAAUGAACUCCGUGAGCUGCCGGACGCCGGUAGGCGGUAGUCGGUACACAGGUACACUGCAGGCUGUGGCGACAUCUAUUGGUAUUCAAGAAUGGGAUACGCGCAUACGCCAGCGUCUCGUUGCUGCUACUUAUGCGUGACGUCGGGAGAGGCGAAGAAAAAGUGUUGCGCAGCGCGCUUAUAAGUAGCAGUGUAGCAGUCGCCAGAGCGGAUUCACGCGCGCUCACAGCCAUUCUCGCAGUCAAGGUUACGAUGACAGGGAUCCUACUUUUUAAAUGCUAAUGGACGGCAUUUGAAUAUUUAGGUUUAUCAGGUCAUCGCAGCUUCCUGCCACUGAAUACGAGAUAUCUGACACAGCAACGGAGUAUACAAGAUGCUGGCUGUUGGUAGAAGACUGUGCAACGCACUCAAAGAGGAGCUACUCAGUGUUCGCUCGCACUACACGAACAUGCAGAUAGCUCCGCUACAGAGGACUGCCCUGGAGGAGAGGUGUAUCCUUGUAGACGAGCUCGACAGACCCGUUGGGGAAGCUACGAAGAAGCACUGUCACCUCAUCGCCAAGGAUGGAAGUAUACCUCUGCAUAGAGCAUUCAGCGUCUUUCUUUUCAACGGCAAGGGUGAUUUGCUGAUCCAGAAAAGAUCGGCAACAAAGAUCACUUUUCCCGGAUUCUAUACAAACACUUGCUGUAGCCACCCGCUAGCUGAGAUUGGAGGUGAAAGCGAAGAAACUGAUGCUCUUGGAAUUCGGAGAGCUGCUCAAAGAAGACUUGGCUACGAAUUGGGCAUUCCAAUCAAAGAAGUUCAGCCCCAAGAUUUUACCUACCUAACUAGAAUACACUAUCAAGCACCAGGCAACGACAUCUGGGGAGAGCAUGAAAUUGAUUAUGUUCUCUUUCUGCAAGUGAACAAGAUCACGCUUGACCCAAAUCCAGAUGAAAUCAGUGAAAUCAGAUGGAUUUCCAAAAGUGGCAUUAGCGAAUUUUUGAAGUCCAUUGAUUCUCCUUUGACUCCCUGGUUUAAAUUGAUACUAGAGCACCAAUUGCCAGUGUGGUGGAACAAUUUAGACAGGCUGCACGAAUUUCAAGACCAUUCAACCAUUCAUCGCUUUUCUUAAAUAUUACAAAUAAAUUGCGUUAUUUAUAUUAAUAUUGAUAUUGAUUUCUUAGAGAGAUUUAGCGUUUUAACGAACAUUGUUUUUGAAAAUUUCUUUUCUUGCAAAGCGUUAUUUUGUGUAAGUUACAUGACAAGCUAUUAUGGUGCUAAUUUGUUUAAUGCUUUUGUAAUUUGUUUUUUUUUUUUAUUUUUAAAGAAGAUGUGAGUGCAAAAGCAGUUUAAGUCAACAAAUCUCUCUGAGGAAACUUUUCGCCAAAGAUUUGAUUGGCGAUGAUUUUGUUGAUAGGGGCAUUAUAAUUUUGCAUAUACCUAUAUCGAAGUAUCGAUAAUAUUAAUUGAUUUUUUCAUUACUAAUUUACACUGUAAACAAGAUUAUCACCUAUAAUUACCAUUAUUUUUGUUAAAUUUUUGCAGUGAAAAAAUUGUGUUGGAAAAAAUGAAAAGAAAAAUGUUAAUCCUGUAUAUUUUUGUAAAAUAAGAUUAUCUAUAUUAGCGUGAACCGUUUGACAUACAUAUAUACAUGUAACUUUUAUAUUAUGAAUUCAUUAAUAAAAAUAAUUACAAAGUCCAAAA
This is a messenger RNA of Nasonia vitripennis (jewel wasp), 2287 nucleotides long. It is a transcript of the gene Idi, whose product is annotated as isopentenyl-diphosphate Delta-isomerase 1. Gene Ontology annotation, biological process: isoprenoid biosynthetic process; isopentenyl diphosphate biosynthetic process. Gene Ontology annotation, molecular function: isopentenyl-diphosphate delta-isomerase activity. The transcript has 5 exons. The record is from RefSeq and is a predicted model, not a curated record. Gene Ontology annotation, cellular component: cytoplasm. Bases 975 to 1715 code for a protein of 246 amino acids. NCBI's taxonomy places the organism in Eukaryota, Metazoa, Arthropoda, Insecta, Hymenoptera, Pteromalidae.